AUGGAGGAGAAAGAGAAAAAAAAAGCGCAGAUAGAGAUUUGUGAAUUAAGACAAGAAGCAAAACAAGAGGGUGUCCAAUUCCUCGGCCCUAAACAUCUGCCGAUCGAUUAUCAUCUCCACCAUCGACGCCAUGAAAUCUCGGUAAGGGUCGCUCGACCUCUUCUCCACCGCAAUACCCGACGAGCACCUCCGGCGAUUCCUCCGGCAAUUCCUCCGGCGCCGCCCGCUCUCGUAGUAAAGCCUGGUCGCCGCCAGAUCGGAUUCCAUCCCGGACGAGGAGGAGGUCUCGUCGCCGCUGGUGAACCACCGGCCGCUGUGGGAGGACGAGCUCUGGUUCCUGAGGGAUUUGUUGAGGGUCCUUUGGGGGUAUUUUCGUCCUUCCACGUCGGAACAGUGGCGCGUGCGUCUCAAAUGUUUGUUGGGGGCCUCGGAGCAAUUUUUGACAAUGUUGGGGUCCUUUUGCGAUUGAGGAUGAGGAGAGGGGUGGGGAGCUUUCUUGAUUAUUGGAAUGAGAGAGGGGCUGUGUGCAACGUCGGUUGGAAGGAUCAGAAAUGGGAUUUAAAGAGAGACAGAGAGGGAGAGAGGGGUCUCGUGAACGAUUUGUCUACACUUAAAACGGGUGUUACGGCCAAAAAACAUAUAAAGUCAGGAGUAGAGCAGGAGAAUGCGUAUCUAGCUCAAGUCAAAUUGGAAGACCUGACCAUGCUCGAGCUGGAGAGGAGUCCUUAA
Messenger RNA from Striga asiatica, 729 nucleotides. Lineage: Eukaryota; Viridiplantae; Streptophyta; Magnoliopsida; Lamiales; Orobanchaceae. The record is from the annotation of a GenBank genome assembly.